Messenger RNA from Hypanus sabinus (Atlantic stingray), 4029 nucleotides. It is a transcript of the gene clcn7, whose product is annotated as chloride channel 7. Lineage: Eukaryota; Metazoa; Chordata; Chondrichthyes; Myliobatiformes; Dasyatidae. The record is from RefSeq and is a predicted model, not a curated record. Gene Ontology annotation, biological process: transmembrane transport; chloride transport. The coding region runs from base 60 to 2453 and encodes 797 amino acids. Gene Ontology annotation, molecular function: voltage-gated chloride channel activity. The transcript is spliced from 25 exons. Gene Ontology annotation, cellular component: intracellular membrane-bounded organelle; lysosomal membrane.
CCUGGAGCAGCAGCCACGUGACUUCGACCCGCGUCUCUUGACAACACGGGUACGGUAAGAUGGCGAAUGUGGCGAAGAAAGUUUCUUGGUCUAACAAGGAUGAUGAAUCUCGCCCCGGAGAAGCGACCCCUUUACUGAACGGUUCGCCCACCGCCUCCCAGCCUCAGACCAACUUUUUUCGCAUUGGAAGGCUGACCACAGUGAAUUUAGAUGACGAUCCAAUCCAGGACCAGGAUGGAGUUUCAGCUGCUUGUGUUUCCAAGGAAAUUCCACAUAAUGAAAAGCUGCUUUCACUUCAAUAUGAGAGUCUUGAUUAUGACAAUAGUGAAAAUCAGUUGUUUAUGGAGGAAGAAAGAAGGAUAAGCAAAAUAGGCUUUCAUGUACUGGAAAUCAAAAGAUGGUUGGUCUGUUGCUUCAUUGGAAUCUUUACUGGCCUUAUUGCUUGUUUUAUCGAUAUAGUUGUAGAAAAGCUUGCGGAUAUAAAGUACGAUGUGAUUAAAGAAAAUAUUGAUAAAUCUACAGAACAAGGUGGAUUAUCCAUUUCACUUGUGCUUUGGGCAUCCUUGAAUGCUGGCUUUGUGAUGAUCGGCUCUUUCCUGGUGGCUUUUAUAGAGCCUGCAGCAGCUGGGAGUGGAAUUCCACAGAUCAAAUGUUACCUUAAUGGAGUAAAGGUGUCUCAUGUUGUUCGACUUAAGACACUGAUCGUCAAAGUGCUUGGUGUUAUCUCCUCUGUUGUUGGUGGACUGGCAGUUGGCAAGGAAGGUCCAAUGAUUCAUUCGGGUGCUGUUAUUGCAGCUGGUAUUUCACAGGGGAGAUCCUCAACGUUAAAGAAAGACUUCAAGAUAUUUGAGUAUUUUCGUAGAGAUACUGAAAAAAGAGAUUUUGUAUCUGCUGGAGCUGCAGCAGGAGUUUCUGCUGCUUUUGGUGCCCCAGUAGGUGGUGUUCUUUUCAGCUUGGAAGAGGGGGCUUCUUUCUGGAACCAAAUGCUGACCUGGCGUAUUUUCUUUGCUUCAAUGAUUUCAACAUUUACUCUGAACUUUGUCCUGAGUAUCUACCAUCACAAACCAGGUGAUCUCUCAAGCCCAGGUUUGAUAAACUUUGGACCAUUUCAAAGUGAGGCCGUACAAUAUAACUGGUAUGAAAUCCCUGUGUUUAUAUGUGUGGGUGCAAUUGGUGGCAUACUGGGUGCGCUAUUCAAUAGACUAAAUUACUGUCUUACCAUGUUUAGAAUCAGGUAUAUUCAUCGUCCUUGCUUACAAGUAAUUGAGGCAAUGCUAGUUGGAGCAGUGACAGCUACAGUGUCUUUCGUUAUGAUUUAUGCUAUGAAUUCCAGUGACUGCCAGCCUCUUGGAGAAGAUCCUAUUAAAUAUCCUCUUCAACUGUUUUGUCCAGACGGAGAAUACAAUGCAAUAGCCACAACAUUCUUUAACACUCCUGAAAAGAGUGUUCGUAGUUUGUUUCAUGAUUCUCCAGGUUCAUUCAAUCCUAUGACUCUGGGCUUGUUCACAUUAAGUUAUUUUUUCUUGGCAUGUUGGACAUAUGGCCUGGCUGUAUCUAGUGGAAUAUUCAUUCCAUCUUUAUUGAUUGGUGCUGCAUGGGGAAGAUUGUUUGGAAUAUUUCUUUCCUACUUUUCACCUGACUCAACUUGGGCUGACCCAGGGAAGUAUGCUCUGAUGGGAGCAGCAGCUCAACUUGGGGGUAUUGUGCGAAUGACACUGAGCUUAACAGUCAUCAUCGUGGAAGCUACUGGAAAUGUGACAUAUGGACUUCCCAUCAUGUUGGUGCUGAUGACUGCCAAAAUAGUUGGGGAUUUCUGUAUUGAGGGACUGUAUGAUAUUCACAUUAAGUUGCAGAGUGUCCCUUUCCUUGGUUGGGAGCCUCCUGAGAAGUCUCAUACUUUAACUGCACGUGAAGUGAUGAGUUACCCAGUAACUUGUUUCAAACGAUUUGAGAAGGUUGGACGCAUCGUGGACAUUCUCAGUGACACAACAACUAAUCAUAAUGGCUUUCCAGUGGUUGAUGAGAAUCAAAAUUCUGAAUAUGAUAACGUUGGAAGAUUAUGCGGAUUAAUAUUGCGAUCGCAAUUAAUUGUCCUCCUGAAACAUAAGGUGUUUGUGGAAAGAGCAAACUCAAACUUGACACAAAGGAAGCUUCAGCUUAAGGAUUUCAGAGAUGCAUACCCAAGGUUCCCUCCUAUCCAGUCUAUUCACGUAUCCGAGGAUGAGCGACAUUGUACAAUGGACUUAACAGAAUUCAUGAACCCAACCCCAUAUAGUGUGCCUGGGGAGGCAUCUCUACCUAGAGUCUUCAGAUUGUUUCGUGCUCUUGGUUUGAGACACUUGGUUAUAUGUGAUGGAUCCAACGGGGUAAUUGGAAUUGUUACCAGAAAAGAUCUUGCAAGAUAUCGUUUGCAUAAAGGACAACUGGAGGAACUUGAAAUGGCACAAACGUGAUUUCAUGGCAUGCAUUUCUUCAGAGACUCUGACCUACUGGAAUUUUAACUUUUGAAAAAUUCUAGUUAAAACAUUUUUAUGCAGCCACCAUUCUUUUGCACUUCAUGUGAAUGGAGCCUCACGCACCAGGAUAUUUUCUGGAGGCCUACCAUAGUGUGCCAGAAUUGAUCAUUUGCACUGUAAUGUUAUAACAUAAAAUUGCACUGUUGUAUAUUUUUAACUAGAACAAAUGUUUGCCUUGCACAGUUUCCUGCUGUUCUUUCUGGAUCAUUGUGAACUUUAGGACUUGGGAAUUAAGUAUGCACAAUACAUGUAUAAUGGAUCUCCUGUAUGAAUAGUGGAAUUGGAACUUUUGUCUUGGGAGUUUGUCUUAAUUUCAUAAAUUUUUGCUGCUACUUAGUCAAGUAAGAGGUGGUGACGAACAACUACUUAAAUAACAGCUGGCUCUCCAUGCUUAGGUGCGAAGAUGGUUUCCACUUGCUUCCCAGCUACAGAGGUAUCUGUGAAGUAUGGCCAACAGAACGGAAUUAUCUUGUAAGCGCACCUUGCUAAAGGACAGCUAAAUGAGAGUUCUAUGUAUGCAGUUAUAUUCUUGCAUAACUCUAUGCUGUAAGUUCUAGUGUAUCACCCCACGUAGGUGUACCUGUUUUUCCAGCCAUGAAUAUGUAGGGCAGUCUAAAAAUGAACAGCAGAAUCUAAAAAAAGACAUACUUGGACCAAGCUGGAAUUGCACUGCAGCUACUAAAGACAAUAGCCUACCAAGAAUCUUCCACAGCUUUGCUGAUCAGAUGGGAGCAGAUCGUAAUCUAAAUUCUGAGAGAUUUGUCACAGGUAUGGAUGGCCACUGGAAAGUGUAUUGUGUUUACGUAAAGCCACUCUUCACCCUGAGCACAAUGUAAGUUUUUCAGUUUUGUUUAUUGUGUUUUAUUUAUAUUUACAAUUUUAAUCAUUACAUCUUCACUUCUAUUAUACAACUUUGUAGUUCAUAAAACUCUUAAAUCAAAAGCUGUUAAAAGUGCAAGGGAAUGACAAAUGAAUUUUCUAGAGUGAAUUUUUUAAAGGAUUUUGACCGAAUUCUGUAGUAGAAGAUGUAAUUGUGCAGUGGUAAAAUGAGUGGUAAAAUUUUGGGUUUAGCUGUGAUCAUGUUGAUCUGAAGCAAUUUUUGCUGUAGCAAACUUGAUAUGUGCACCUCACUUAACACAAGAUUAAAUAAAAUUAACUUGCUAUGUCACAGAAUUGAUAAAAUAAUAAAUGAUAGCAACACAAUGGACACAAGCAAAAAAGUGUUAUACUAACCACCAAAAUGUUUUGCAAACUUAGAUCUUUUAUAACUAAUCAGUGCUCUUCCUUUUAUAGUGACUUGUAUUUUACUUACAUUUUAAUCUUAUUCUGCUGUAUAAACAUCUAAACCGUUAUUAUUUUGAUGGUCGUAUGAGUGAAGCAUUAACGUACAUUAGUCAUUAGGUUCUAUUUAAGUAUUUUCUGUCAAGUUUUAAUGUAUCUUUGUGCUCAUGAAUUUCAGGGUGUAUGUGAAUUUUGUUUCAUGUACAAAUAAAUGUUUAAGUUCUUGAUCUAU